AUGGCUCGACCCGCUCCAGAAUCAUUAGAUCAGUUUCCAGCCUAUGGCAUUUGGGUGCAUCAGGUUGCGCUUUAUGCUGAGGUAGAGAAGAAGAGGUUAAUGGGUCUCAAACCGUUCGACAGCGUUGGCUGCAGAGCAGCUCGUGCAGUACUGAUUCGCGAUCUUGCAGAGCCCAGGAAGCAAAGAAAGAGGUACGUUAAGGUUUUUGAAGUGAUUCAUAAGGAAGUUUUCGAACAAUCUGGCAAGGAACGAGAAAAUGCACGAUUUGGCUCCGAUGACGUCAUAACUAACCUUUUUGUAAACGAAAAUAAAACACCAGCAACAUUCAUGGAUCCCGCUGAGCUAAUCGAAAAGCCUUAUGCGUAUUUCCGCCCAACAAAUCCUUCCAAGAAGCGCCACAAGCGCCACGUAAGCAGAAUUUUGUUGUGGUUGUAAGG
This is a messenger RNA of Cylicostephanus goldi, 437 nucleotides long. The record is from the annotation of a GenBank genome assembly. NCBI's taxonomy places the organism in Eukaryota, Metazoa, Nematoda, Chromadorea, Rhabditida, Strongylidae.